CAAACAAAAACCACUUGCAUCCCAAGUGCUUUCAUGUCAUCUUCGACAGCAAGAACUUCCUCACUGGACUUCUUUUUGUGUCUAUUACCACGACGUUGUCAACGACCAGUUUGGCCUUUCCCACUUUAACUGGCAGGUUGAUGACAAAAAUUAUCACAUUUUACGGACUGGUUGUUUUCCGUUCAUCAAAUACCAUUGUUCCAGCCGACCUCACGCAGACCUUGAUGCUGAAAACAAGUUUUACACAUUUUUGAAAGCUGCAAAUUUAGGCAUUCCAACAUUAGCAUAUGGGAUCGGCUCCUGGCUACUUGUGAAGCACUUUGAAGAGGUUCUGAUGCCGGAUGGUACAAAGAUAAAGGUUUAUUUUUUAAACAAGGAGAUUCCAGGUGCAAUGCACUAAUUUUGUCUUUUAUUUUUUAUUUUUGUGGAACUACUACUAUAACACUACCCAUCCUUACAGUUCAAGACAGUCAUAUUAUCUCGGAGAUUUGUGUAUUUUGGAAUACAGGGUAUCGACAUAGCUUAAAAAAAUAAUGGCCCCCCAAAGUUAUGAACUCAGCUUUGGUCUGAGCAUUAUUAUAAUAUUUUUCUGCAUAGUAUUGUUUAUUCUUGCCAUUAACUUGUUUGUUGCAAUUGUGAGAUUUUUGGUUAGAAUGUUGAUUAAAGCUAUCCGAGGCACACCAGAUGAAAAGCCCAAACUCACAGAUAAUGGUAAAACGUCAGAAAGUAACAAUGCCCUUUCCCCUGAUACAAAUAACAGUGCAAAGGACUCAUCUUCUCAGGUAAAUGAUGUUGGAGUUGUUAACAACACUCCUCCAUCUUCUGUGAAUAAAGAUGAAAAUACAACCAAACCAUCUAAAAGAAAAGGGAAAACUAAGAAAAGCAAUUGAGAUUAAUAGCAAUUGGUUGUGAAGUUAUGUAUAUUUAUUGAAAAUCCAUUUCAUUCAUGAAGUAAUCACCAUCAUUUCCAUUGGUUUUGGUUUGAAGUAAUGUGAAAUGCAGUUUCUUCCCGUGGCCAGAAAAGCUGCUUAUAUUUUCUUUUAAUUUCACAUAUUUCUUUGAUAGUUAUCGGUAUACACAAGUAACACUGAGUUUUGAUGAUGCACAGUAACAGCUCCAAAUCAUAAACAGCUUGUGCCUACAUAAAUAAAUUGCAAAUAGGUCCGCUCAGUAGCAUAUUAAGCGUUUUGUUUGAGAAACAGUACAUCAUUUAUCAAAUUGUACUUGAAAAUGGAAAAUAAAUAUUUUCCUGUGUGACUGAUGUCUGAUGAGCUUCCUUACUUUCUUUUUUGGAGCCUUUUAAAGAGUUAGUGAACCAUUUAUUUGACUUGCAGUUAUUUUAGAUUUUGUUGCACUUUAAAGGCAGAUUGAGGUUUUCUCCUAAUUUGGGGUGGGGAAUUUUAGA
This is a messenger RNA of Aplysia californica (California sea hare), 1405 nucleotides long. RefSeq lists its product as uncharacterized. Lineage: Eukaryota; Metazoa; Mollusca; Gastropoda; Aplysiida; Aplysiidae. The record is from RefSeq and is a predicted model, not a curated record.